Chenopodium quinoa (quinoa) is the source of this 696-nucleotide messenger RNA. RefSeq names its product protein-methionine sulfoxide oxidase mical3a-like. The record is from RefSeq and is a predicted model, not a curated record. NCBI's taxonomy places the organism in Eukaryota, Viridiplantae, Streptophyta, Magnoliopsida, Caryophyllales, Amaranthaceae. The transcript has 3 exons. The coding region runs from base 1 to 696 and encodes 231 amino acids.
AUGGCCACAACAAAGAGAACGGCCAGGAUAACAAAUUUAGAUGACUCCUCAUUUUAUGCUCCUAUUAGCGAGAUCUCGGACGUGCCACCAAGCGCCCCAAGCACCCUGAGUGAUUCCAUCUUGGCAGAAUCAGGGGAGGAGGUGCAGAAUGACCCUCCUAUCAUUGAUCUAUCUGGGCAGGCUGCUGCUUUGCCCGAGAGCUCGAGCAAUGACUUUGAGCCCAGCACCUCCAGUCGGUACUCUAACAACUCUGAGGUGAAGCAUUCUCGGCUGCAUGCGGCAAGAGAAAGUCAUUCAGUAGAAAAAAGAGAAGGCUGGAAAGAGCCGACUGCAACCCAAAGAGACAUGGUCUACUUUGCAGAUGCCCCUCAAGAGUCGGACCUGGUUCAACUCGCCAAGUCCAUGCUAAGGGAUAUCCCCUUCGAGGAGAGGGAAGCUGUAAAGGGAGUUGGCACCCUUGACUUAGAAACCAUCCUGGCUCUUCUUGCUAAGGCAGAUGGCGAGGAAGAUGCGGAGGAUGAGGCGUCUGACUCCACUUCCGGGGAGUCGGACCAAGAAGAGGAUGACAAGGAGGAGGAGGAGGCGGAUGCUGAAGAAGAACAGCCGCAGCAGGAGACAGAUGCCGAGAAAGGACAGCCGCCGGUUGAGGAUCCAAAGGAAGCGGCUGGUGACACUAAACGUCCUCCAACUGCUUGA